AUGGGGGCAGAGGGACCGGACCCAGCAGGGUUCUGGGACCAGCCGGAGGAAGAGAAAGAGGGGCGGCUCCCUCCCCGCCCCAGCCGCUUCUCCAGUGAAGUGAGGAGCGGUGGCUGGAGACUCCCGAAGCUCCCGCGUGGGGUUCUCGGCGCGGCCCCCCGCGCCUGCGUGGCCAGCCCUCCAUCCCGGCUUUGGCCGGCCCCUUUCUCCACCCAGAUCCUCCCCCCCCCGAGGCUCCUCCCACACUACCCCCUGGCUGGAGGCUCCUCCCAGCUCCCUGAGGCCCGAGGCUCCUCCUACCCACCUCCCGCCCUCCUCCUGUUUCUUUCACCUUCGAUUUCACUCUGGAAAGCCCUCGGGACCCAAGGGCAACCGCUGGAAGACAGCCCAGGGGGGGUAGCUGGAGUGCGCCCUGGGAGAAGGAGCUGGAAGAGAAUCGACACCACGGAGGACACGGUCGCUCGCGCCGCUGCUGCCUGGCUGCGCCUGGCACCGACUCAGCCCCAGCGCUGCGUGUGCCAAGCGCUGCCAGGCGUAAGUCCGGUCAGCUGGAGGGACUUCUGGGGACCGGGAGGGGAAGAACAGGUUUGGCGAGGGCUGCAGCCUCACUUGCCACCAACAUCGACGCGACCUCGCAUACACGCUCACACGGACUGGAUGGAAGGCGUCCAACCUGAUAAAUUAUGGUGUAGAAGAAUGGCCUGCGUAGACGAGCUCUGGGUACUAAAGUUGCGAGACCAAAGAGGACAGCGGGCUGCCUGCCACACCUCCUCCUGGCUUGGCCCCCUUCUGGCUGGGCGACGCGCGCCGUGGGACCACGAUGAGCACUACUACAGCGCCCCCUGCUGCAUGGCAACCACAAUGCUUGGAAAACAGACCUGUAGAGGGCUGACCAACCCCGCCCCCCGCCCCUCCACCCUCCGGGGGAAACACCUAACUGCAGAGCUUUCCAGGACUCUGGCAAGAAAUCGAAUCUCUUGGAUGUCUGGCAGUGGCCUGAAAAGUAGAUACGGUGGUUUGGGGUUCAGCGAAACACAGCUCCAUCUUUUCCUGAUUUCACGAAAACAAAUCUGUGUAGACACAGAUGAAAUGAUGAAUAUUUAUUAUACCUAUUUUGCCAUGCACGACAGACACAUUUUUGUUCCCUGACACAAACAUACGGGAGCAUACGGAAAACAGAGUUGUAGCUUUAAAGGCAGAGACUGAUCUUUUACCUUUUUAUUGUAACUCCAUAACCUCUGCUUACUGUUGAAAAGUUUAAAAAAUCCUGUUAGUUGACCCAUCAAGUGCCUCGGUGUCUGUAUCCCUCCACUGCAUUUACAUGUUAAUAUUGGAACCUAAAAGGAACCUAC
Lontra canadensis (Northern American river otter) is the source of this 1352-nucleotide messenger RNA. RefSeq lists its product as uncharacterized. The transcript has 3 exons. The record is from RefSeq and is a predicted model, not a curated record. Lineage: Eukaryota; Metazoa; Chordata; Mammalia; Carnivora; Mustelidae. Bases 1 to 1149 code for a protein of 382 amino acids.